Messenger RNA from Schistocerca piceifrons (Central American locust), 4038 nucleotides. Its product is annotated as Down syndrome cell adhesion molecule homolog. Gene Ontology annotation, molecular function: protein binding. Gene Ontology annotation, biological process: cell-cell adhesion. The record is from RefSeq and is a predicted model, not a curated record. The coding region runs from base 119 to 3094 and encodes 991 amino acids. Lineage: Eukaryota; Metazoa; Arthropoda; Insecta; Orthoptera; Acrididae. The transcript has 16 exons.
CUUGAGAAUGGCAGUCUGUGGAUACAAGACGUGCUUCUAGAAGAUAAAGGCUAUUACGUCUGCGAAGCCAAUAGCGGUAUCGGAGUUACUCUCAAUAAGGGAAUCUACAUCACCGUACAUGGUCAGUACUUACAUGUUGCCAGCAAGGUUUUCCACAGCAUUUCACAAUGUUACUGCGAGAAAAGGCAGCACUGCAAUACUGGACUGCGUAGCUGACGGAGAUAAACCACUAGAAAUAAAAUGGCACCAUGCAAACCGCUUGCUUAAACCGGAUCACGUAAAAAUGGACGUGAAGGAAGAAAAGCUGGAUUUUGGGCUUCGCUCAAAACUGACGAUAAAGCAUGUUCAUCGAGACGAUUCGGCUUUAUUCGGAUGCUUAGCCAGCAAUAAAUAUGGCAGUGACCGCAUGGAAUUCCAUCUGAUUGUUCAAGAAAACCCAGAACCACCAUUUAACGUUCGUUUGAUUAAUUUUUCGAGCAGAACAGCCAAUAUUAGCUGGGAGAUGCCUUAUGAUGGAAACAGCCCGAUACACACUUUCAUUAUACAGAUCAAAAAUGUUUCAGGUUCUUGGGAGAAUAGUCGACGUGCAGCAGUGAGCGGCACUCAGAAGAAAGCUUCCGUCAUUGGGCUUCAUCCUGCUCAUAGCUACCAGCUGCGUGUACUUGCAGAAAAUUCUGUUGGUGUAUCUAACGCAAGUGACGUCGUGUCUGUUACGACAACAGAAGAAGUACCCGGUGGGCCACCUCGUGAUAUACAAAUCAAAGUGAGAAAUUCGGAGGCCCUGCUUAUCACUUGGAAGCCGCCAGAAAUUCAUCUGCAACAUGGUGAAAUCACGGGGUACCAUGUCGGUUAUCGAGUGAGAAAUUCAACAGGCCCUUUCCAUUUUAAGACCUACGAAGUAAUUCCAGGUACAGAUCUGCAAAUAACCUUGUCAAAUUUGCGCAAGUUCACCGAAUACAAUAUCGUCGUGCAAGCUUAUAACAGGGCUGGUGCAGGACCACGGAGUGAGGAAUACAUUGCUUCAACUGACGAGGACGUUCCCGGAGCUCCUCCAACUGAUGUACAGUGCACAGCUUUAUCAGCAUAUAGCAUUCUGGUUCUGUGGUCACCACCUCCUGCCAAGGAAAUAAAUGGCAUCCUAGUGGGCUACAGAGUUGUAUACCAUGCACUUUCCAACUGGGAUGAUAUGAUUACCAUGGAUGAACAUACAACAAUAGAGAACAAGUUAGAACUUUUGGAUCUCGUUCCUUUCUGUAAUUAUAGCAUAGAAGUGAAAGCCUUCACACGAAAGGGGGAUGGAGUGCCUAGUCGACCUAUCUUCUGCCGAACACAGGAAGAUGUUCCAGGAGAACCUGAAGACAUUAAGGCACUGGUUAUGGAUUCAAGAACGAUACUAUUGUCCUGGAGAGCUCCUAAAUAUCCGAACGGAAGAAUUAAGAAAUACAAAGUAUACAUGCGGUCCAUAGAUGGGGUUGGAUUGGACAGGGAUCAGUACGAUUUGCCUUCAGAGCAGACCUACUACAGUAUAUCACAUUUGGAAACUCAUCACAGAUACGAAUUUUGGGUAACUGCCUUCACUAUCGUCGGAGAAGGCAAUCCAUCGAGACGAGUGGUACAGGCACCAACCAACCACGUUCCAGCCAGAAUUGCUUCAUUCAGUGAAUCGAUGACGGUGGCAUGGAAGGAAGAGCUUAGACUGCCAUGCUUAACAGUGGGACAACCCGCUCCACUUUUACAUUGGACUAAAAAUGGAAAAACUGUCCAAGCAAACAGACAUGUACAGAUCAAUUCUGAGGGUACAGUUUAUAUCAGCUCCGUGCAGAGCACGGAUGCAGGAAACUAUUCUUGUUCAGCAGAAAACGUUUUCGGGAAGGAAGAAAUUGUAUAUUCCGUAUCUGUCCAAGAGAGCAGAAGCAAAGGCAUUCCAUCUGCUCCAACAGACUUUCAAGCAGCUUCUCAGUCUACAUCCACCAUCAGUCUGUCAUGGCUGCCACCUCCAUCAAGAGGGAGUACUGUAAAAGGUUAUUAUCUACAUUUCAAAAGAGAAUUUGGUGAGUGGGAGAAGAUAAAGAUCCCUGCUCAUGAAUCACAUUUCACUUUAAAAAAUCUCCAGUGUGGUACCAGACAUCAGUUCUAUCUUCAAGCAUUUAAUCAGCUAGGUCAGAGUUCUCCAACCCCUACAAUAUCACAGCGGACUCAAGGUUCUGCUCCAGUAGCACCUAACAUUUUUGACCUCAUACAUGUCAAUUCAACCUCAAUUUCUCUAAAUGUUUCAUCAUGGGGUGAUGGUGGCUGCCCCAUUACAUCAUUUGUUGUGGAAUAUAAAUUGAAACAUGGAGUGGACUGGACAUUGGUGUCAAAUAACGUCAAGUUCGACCAAACAGAAUUUUUGGUGCUUGACUUGAAUCCAGAGACAUGGUAUACACUUCGAAUGACUGCACAUAAUAGUGCUGGAUCAACUAUCUACAAAUAUGAUUUUGUAACUCUUACUCAUUCAGGAGCUAUUGUUGCUCCAGAGCUAAUUGUUCACUCUGGUUAUGGGCAAGGUAGUUUACUGAAUGAUUUAGGAAUAAUAAUACCAACAGUGUCUGCCUUAGUAAUCAUAGUUGUUUCUGGUGCUGGAUUUUUCUUGUACAUGAGGAAAAAACAGGAAAUGUUUCAAGCGAAUAAAUAUGGAGAGAAACCAUCAGAGAUAGGACUUGUACCUGAUGUUGGGAAGGUUGGAGGAUGUGAAUCUGAUACAACUGCAGGAGGCAGUAAUGGCUGUAGUGGAAUGAUGAGCUCAAGUCCACAUGAAUCAGUCUGCUUGCCCACACCAAUGCGCGUGUCAUUGGGACGCAGGCAAGAUAUUAGUCCAUAUGCAACUUUCCAGGUCCCCAAUUCCAUGGGGAGUGAAGGUGCAGUGGAAGGUGUCCCACUCACUAUGGACCAUUGCUCUCAGGGUCAGCCUCUGGAAGGAGUCAAUGUUGACAUAUACAAGUAUGGCAGCAGUGCAGAUUCUGUCUACACAAAAAUUUGUAAAACAUCACAGUAUGAUGAUGAUGCUGUGGACUGGAUCCCACUUCACAGUUUGUACAAAUCCCACAGGUACUGACAUUAAACUGUUUUGUGGCAAGCAGGCCUCUGUCUUCCAAACCAUUUCCUCCAAUUUGUGACAUUUGCGUACAAACAAAUGAGGAGGAGUUUAUGGAUUUAAUGGUCUACAAUACAUUCAAGUGCCUUUUUCUAAAAUUUUGUGAGUACAGUUUUCAAGUUGCCAGUCAAAAGAAAAUAUUUCCUCAGCUACACCUUAAGUGCCCACUGUGUACAAGUGCUUGAGGCUUCUGCACCCUCAAUGUUAUGCAGUACACUGAAGCACAAUAACUGGAAGAAUAAUGUGAGAAACAUAUACAUACAAAGGCUUAAAAAUAUGUGUCAAUUUCUCAGUGUUCCCUUCCAUUUGUAUGGCAUACAUUUCACAAUAAAUGCAUGUGGAAUAGCUGGAAAAUCCCUUUGCAAUAUUUGUUGCAUCAUUGUUGUGACUAUAUAAUACUACUCAUUAUUGUAUAAAUUUUUAUAAUUGAUUGUAGCAGUAUUUGUGUCACUGAGUUUUUCAAGAAGUCCUGUGCAGAUGUAUACAAUACAAUAUACCAAAAUAAUGCAAUCCACAAGUAUUUAUUUUGGACAUAUUAAAUAAAUACUUCAGUAAGUGUACUUCAAUGGGGUAAAUAAUCACACAUCAUUAGUGUUUUAAGUUUUGAAUGCAACAGUGUUAACCAUGUUGUCAUGAAUGAAGUCAUGCUCACAGGAAGUUAACAGGUAUGCUGACAUUUAGAACAGGCCAUAAUGUCGCAGUGAUUAAAAAUGAUAAGUAAAAUAUGUGAAUUGAAGAUGGCAUCUAUGGUAUUGUUUGUCAAGUAUUUGACAUAAGAAAUGCUCUUCUGUUUUGUAAACUUGUUACAUGAUGUAUGUCUGUUUAUCUCACCAGAUAAUACUUUGAAGCUUCUUGUACUUCUUGAAAAUUCAAACAACAACAGAUGGAAGUAACUUUUAACCAGA